AUGGCGGAAUCAUCAUCAGACUUGGAAGAUCAAGAAAUGGUGGCAGUCGGAGGGAAUGUAGACCUUGAGGUGGAAAAAAUCCCGGUGAUGGCUUUCAGACCAUCCCAUGAAGCUAAACUCAGGGAACUGUUGCAUAAGAUUUGCUUACAUGAGAUUAAGCUGUGCUCUGAUGCUGCAAAAGAAUUCGUUAAGUUACUAGAGGGAGAAACUGGCGGCGAUUUGUUGCGUCUAUAUUUCCACAACUCGCCCAAGUUUGCUGAGCUUCAAGAGGCGUGGAAGCUUCGACAUGGAAGGCAAGGACUAUCCUAUAUAUUCAAGCUUAUCCAGGCGAUUCUGAGUCAUCCAGAGGGAAGAAGCAGAUCGACUGAUAUUGGAAGAGCUAUUGACCAGUUUGUUUGGUUGCUUAUUGAUGAGAAACUGGAUGACAUCUACAUAGAAUUGAAGAGCAAAGAGGGAAAACAACAGAAUGCUGCACUUUCACUGCUGGCUUCGAUAGUUAGACGUGGUUCAGGCAUGGCAUCAGAGAUAGCUAAGAAAUUUGAUUUUAAGGGUUUUGCGAAACUGGCGGAGCAUAAAACGCGAGGGGCUGGCAAGGGAAAGAAGCACUCAACGAGGAAGGCCUGUGUUGGGUUUGCAAUUUCAUUCCUUCAAGUUGGGAAGCCUGGACUGUUAAGGUCUGUUUUACAGCAGAGGGAAAUGUAUUCGAAAGUGCUACAAGGACUUGGGAAAGACGAUGAAGACACUGUGGCUUCUGUCUUGUCUACGUUGAACGACAAUAUCCUUGUUGAAGAAUCAUUGAUUCCUCCUGGUCUAAGGAGUGUUCUUUUUGGAAGUGCUACACUAGAGCAGCUAGUCAGCAUUUCAGCAAGGGAGGAUGUUGGUAUUGUCAAUGAGUUGGCCCAUGAGGUUCUUGUUAAAGUUUGUACAGACCCCUCUAAUGGAUUAAUGCCAGAUAUUAAGAGAGGGUUGAAAGGCAAUGCAAACAGAUUACUAAUGCUCAUGAAGAGUUUGAGAGCAACAGAGGUUGGUUAUCACAGGGAUUUGCUUUUAGCUAUUGCUACGAGUAGAACGUCUUUAGCUUCAGCUUUCUUGGAAGAAUUUCCUUAUAAUGUGGAAGAUUUUGCAUCACCAUCCUGGUCUUCUUCUAUUUCCUUGGCAGCAAAUUUGGUGUCGCCAGUAAGAAAUUCAUGUUCCUUUGACUUUCUCAAUCCAGAUCAACGCGCUGCACCUACUCCUCCUGGUUCAGAUGUGCAGACUAUCAUGAAAUGCAUAUGCCCCCGAGCAUUUAGCCGGUCACUGAUCACCAAAGGGAUGCUUCAUUCUGAUUCUCUUGUGAAACAUGGGACCUUGAAAUUUCUCUUCGAGACGCUGAGGUUGUUGGAUUCUUUUGUUACUUCUUGGAAACUUUGCUCGUCUCAUAGCUGCUCUGUAGAGAAAAUUCAGGCUUCUCUUGAGCGGGAUGUCAUGGGUGAGGUGAGGAAUUUUUUUCCGGAUUUUCAGGUGUUUUUGAGUGUACUGAAGUCUCCAGGCGGUUCUAGCGGAAUUCAAAAGCUGUCUUUGAAGAAACAAGCAGGCUGUAAUAGUGGAUUAGUAGAUAGAAAUAAACGCGUUAAGAGAUCUGAGAAGGAUGUUUUGGAAGAAGAGGCUGGUGAUAUCGUCAUUGGUGGGUUGGGUUCUGAUAAAGAUAUAUUUUUGGAAGAGGACACUGAGGAUGCUCAGAUGACAGAUCAGGCAGAUGCUGAUAGAAAAGAAUAUCUUGGGACUGUUUCAGAAAUUUGGGGUUCAGAGUUUUGUUCUAAGCCUUUCGUGUCGUUCGAAGAAGCAGAUGUGUUCUUUCAGAUAAUGCUCCUGGAUACCCUCAGGAUGUAUGUGCGUUCUGUGCCUAAUGUGCUUGAAGGAUCGUUUGAUGUCUUUAUGAAAAUUCUGAGCAGUUCUUCAGGAUUGCCAGCUGAAUUGCAGAGAGCUGUGUUGUCUUUGCUAAAUGAGUACAUUAGUUGGACGCCAAAGUCUCAAAUUGAGAGAUUUCCUUCAAGAAUUCCACCACUUAUGUACAAGCAUUUGCAUGUAUUCAUGAAAUUAUUACUUUUUUCUUCACACAACGAGGUGAAAGAUCUAGCCUACAAUUUAGCACUGGUAGCUAUGAGCAGCACCGGUGCAUUUGACAAAGAUCCAAGUGAAAUUGGUGCAUGGUUCCUGUUUCUACAAGGUUUUGGAAAGAUUAAACUACCUCCUAAGGUUCAGGAGGCUGUACAGAGCAUGUCAUCAGUUGUCAUCUCCUUUUUAUGUGAUUCAGUUUCGACUGUUGGAAAAAAAUUAUUCAAGCAGUGGGAUAUUGUGAGAAGUAGCUUGUCCCAUUUAAAAGGUGUGUCAAUUGGUUUUAGCCCCUUAAUUGUUUGUAUUCUGCAGAAUUGUGUGAGGCUGCUAAAUUCUGAAUCUAAAACAUAUUCUUUACCGGAGAAGUCAGCAAUAUCUCUGUACGUCUGCACCACAUUGAAAUAUCUUUUGCAAACUCAGGUAGACUCCAGACCACUCUCAUGUUUGGUCCAGUCAGUUUUGUCUGAGGUGGUUGAUGGAUCUAAGGAUUCUUUAUCUGAAUGGAGGCCAUUGAGAGUGUUGCUACUUUUCUCACAAUCAUUGUCAGACAAAAAACCUUUCAUAUUGCAUUCCAGAAGGACAACAGGUCUACUUGCUGACACUUCUUUUGCAGAUACUCUUGAUAAGAUAAAAGGACUGGUGAGAAGUGUUUCUCCCGAUGGGCAAAAAAAAAGAAGAAGAAGUAUUUCUCCGGAUGAAAUUGCAGGAAUUGUUAAAGCGUUUUCUUCUGCAUUAAUUUGUGCAACACCUGAAUCGAUUUUGAAGAAUUUUGCUGGUGUGAUGGCUGUUUCUUGGGCUUUAUACGGAACAUCAUUCUCAUUUUUACAGUCCAUCCUCUUUCUAGACGAAAACUUCCUCGGAGACCUUUCAAAGCUAUCGCCUGACUUAUUUGCGCAAGGUUCAGAACGUACUGGGUCAAGGAAUCUCUGUGAGAGAACAGAAGAUAGUGAGAUUGAUUUUGCUGACCACGCAUCCAUAGCUGAAGAAAUCAAAAGAAAGAUGGACAUUCGUGAUAUUGAAUCUCCCGCCUUCUCUGUGUUUUUAGAGGAGCUUCCUUUUCCUGUGUUACUUACCGCAAUAAGGAGCAUGGAUGCAUCUUGCUUACCAAGAAUAUCAGACCUGCUGCUGCUAAAAGUUUCGCAACCUAAAAGUGAUAGUAUUGAAUCAGAUAUCCGAUCAAUACUAUUUUCGCUCCUCGAAAUACGAUCAUCGUAUGAGGUUCAACCAGCUCCGGUACUCUGUCAACUCUCUGAGAUCUGCUUGCGUCUCAUAAAGCACUUGUUCUCUCAAAAAUCAGAACGUGACCUUGUUUCUGGACAUUCUCCAGAUAAGUUGCAUGCUCCUUCUACAAAGUGGAAGCAUCAAGCGGCUCAGACUGUUCUUUGCCACCCAGUUGUGAUGGCACUGUUGGAGAGUCCCUUGGAUUGUGGCACAUUGCCUCGAGUGCAGAAUAUCGAGAAUUUUUCAGAAACGUCGGUGACAAUGGGCAGGCUAGUAAUUAGUGAAAUAGAUCAACACAUCCUUGAUCUAUUGGCUUCUACUUGUGAGCACUUUUUGUUUGAUGAAAGACACAUCGUGCAGAAAGGGGACCUCGGGCCAAAUAAAUCAAUUAUGGCUUUUAAGGACUUGGUCGAAAGGCUUCUCUCGGUAUUCAGAGGCAAGUUUGAGCUUUGUGUAAGUUCUCAAAGUUACGCUCCGCUUCACCAACCAUCACAAUUCAUUCACGCUUUGUUGAGAUUUAUAUCACCUUUUAAACUUUUAUAUCUUGCCCGUUUCAUGCUGAGUAGAAUUGAUGAGGAAGAACUGGUUUGUCCAAAUUCGAGUAUGAUUCGCAGUAUGGGAUUGGAUAUUGCUGGCGGGGCUUUUGAAAUGCUCAUAUUGUAUUCACACCAGCCGGCUGCUAAGAGAGGGAUAUAUGAUUUGCUGUGGGAAUUAGAAGAAAAGAAUUAUGACAGUAACCUCAUUGAGGAAGUCUAUAGCCUGGCAUGCAGGUUUUCUACCUCUUUGGGUUUGGUGUCGGCAGAUUCUUGUUUGCUUAAAGUUGGCGGUGGCAUUUUUAGGGGGAAGCAUAAUCAGCAUUGUAGUGUUCACCCGUUGACCGUGACAAUUUCACAGAUUGUUGGGAGAACUCCUCAAGAUUUGAUUGACCAUUGCAUCAACCAGGCAAGCAUCACCAGAGCCAAGAUAUUGUUCUAUCUUGUGGAGUCCAGUCCCUUGCAUUUGUCAGUCUUUGGACACUCGUUCUCUAGUUUGCUAAGUAAGAAACAGGAUGACUCUGCGCUUACAGAUGAGCAGUUUAUCAUGCUACUGCCUGCGGUGCUAUCGUAUCUGGCAUCAGUUUUUGCAAAACUCGAGAAGCCGUGUAGUAGAUUUUUGGAUAUAACUUCAGUUUAUUCAAAUAUACUAACAAAUUGUUUUCGUCAGUGGCCAAAGUUUUUGCCUGGGUGCAUCUUUGAAGAGAAAUAUGAAGAGAUUCUUCUGUCGACGACUGAGGAUAUCGACACUAUGUUUGAUGCGAGUCUUCUUGGCAAGGCAGUACGUAUGUUUCAGUACCACUUUGCCUUGACUGAAAGUCCAACUAAAACAGACGAUCUCUUAAAGGUAUUCUAUUCCAUGUUUCCUCACAUUAGUACUGGCAAAGAGAUGUUGGAUUAUGAGAUCAAAGAAGUGGACGUUCAGUCAGUAGACGAUAUGUUUAGUGUUGCUAUCCGUGUAGUUGCAAAAGUAGAACUUUCAAGGAUUUGUUUGUUUCCUGAGGAUAGCAGCAUGUGUCCUUUUAGACGUCAAGCAGGUAGUUGUGUGAAGGAAAGUUCUCCAGAAAUGGGAUCCAACAGGGAGAGUAUAUUAAAGCCGUUACUAAAUGCUUUAGUUAAUAGUUGGCAAUGUGUUGUCAAGAGAUCUGAUGGUUCGUUUAAAGGGAAUUCCGAAGGGAAACAAGACAAAUGUCGGUUCCUGUGGAAAAGCCUUGAAAACUUCAUUUUGAGAAGUAUUCGAAAGUUUUUGGAAGACAUGUGUGAGGAGCUUGUUCAUUUGGAUUCCGUUCCUUUCCUGGAGAGACUGAUGAAAUCAGUUCUUCUGUAUAGAUUUGAGGACUCGAAGACAUUGAAGAUACUGAGAGAAAUUUUCUCCUUAUUGUCUAGAGGAAAGUACUCGUAUGCACCAUAUAUCCAACUCCUAAUAUCUCACUCUCAGUUUACACCGACUAUCAGUUCUCUAUCCAUAUCAUUCUCACAUACUGGUGAGAUAUCCAGUCCUGUCUCCAGCAUUCUAAAACAUCUUAUCAUCCCAAGUCCAAAUUCUGUCGGUUUUGGAAGGUGUUGUCUCGAAGCACCUGACUAUGUGAAGCAGUUAGAAAUUGUCAAGACUCUCAGAGUGCUGCUCUCCAAAUGUGGAAAAGAAUCAGGAAUAAAUCUGAAAGAACUGCACUUUCUUCUUUUGUGUUCUUAUGGUGCAACUCUGGGCGAGAUCGACUUAGAGCUCUACAAGUUGAUGCGUGAUAUCGAGUUGAUUGAUGACGAACACAGGCUGCAUGUUUUAGAAACAUGUUAUUUGUGGGGGAAAGCUGCCUUGCAAAUAAGGGAGGGACUACGUUUCUCUCAAGAUGCAUCUGACGGUGGUGAAGCUGAUUUAGUGGAAGAUUCCCGGCAGAGUCUUUUCAAAGAGAAUCUUUGUGUUGAUCCCAAAAUAUGCGCUCGAACUGUUUUGUAUUUUCCUUAUCAACGAACUGCAGAGGUAUCGGAUAACUCUUACCAAUAUGAUGACCCGAUAGGCGAGAAAUGCUCACCUGUUGUGGAGAACAUUGAACUAUAUGAUCCAGCUUUCAUCCUGCGAUUCUCAGAACAUUCAUUGAGGAUGAGAUAUAUUGAACCUGUGGAAUUCGCCAGUUUAGGGUUGCUUGCAGUUGCACUUGUGAGCAUGUCUUCAGCAGAUCUUGGGAUGAGGAAAUUGGGCUAUACAACUCUUGAGAUCUUUCUGGUUGCCCUUGAGGGUUGUGGGAAGAAUAAACAUGUAAAGGGGCUUAGGCUUCUGCUGAUGUAUGUGCGAAAUGGAGUUGAGGAACAAUGGCAAAGAAUCCCAACUGUUUCUGCUGUUUUUGCCGCUGAGACAUCUCUUAUAUUAUUGGAUUCUUCUCACGAACAUUAUGUUCCCGUAUAUAACCUGUUGAAAAGCUCAUCUACACCGAAGCUUAGGGGAAUACCGUUGUUUCAUGAUUUUUUCCGGAGCAGCGCUGUGGAAAACAAAAGCUUUAGAUCACAGAGGCUUUGGGAACUUCGCCUAGUGUGUGUGGGCUUGAAAACAGAUGACGAUGCCCAAAUUUACAUUAGAAACUCCGUUCUUGAGACGCUGAUGAGUUUUUACUCAACCCCUCUUGCUGAUGAUGAAUAUAAAGGACUAAUCCUUCAGGUUGUGAGGAAGUCAGUCAAAUUCCAUAAGAUGGCCCGACAUCUCGUUGAAAAUUGUGAUCUGUUUUCAUGGUGUUCAUCAUUUAUCUCAACGUUUACUACAAAUCCCAUUGGAGAUGAAGAUAUGCGCUUGGUGGUUGUCUUGGAGGUUAUUACCGAUGUUCUCGCCUCCAGAAACGUUACAGAGUGGUUGCAACGAUCUGCCCUCGAAGGGCUAAUGGAAAUCUCAUCGCGUUUAUACAGACUUUUAGGUGGUGGAUUGGUUUCAGUACAAGAAAAUGGUACUUUGGUUAAUUUAGUUUUGCAGAUACUAUCUGCUACUCUAAAGAUAUCUCAGAAGCGAAAAAUGUACCAGCCACAUUUUACCAUCACAAUCGAGGGGAUAUUCCAACUCUAUGAGGCUGUUGCUAAUUGCGAUUCAGCUAGUGAAGAGUGUGGUCUCAGUACUUUAUUAAUGAGCACCCCGCCAGUUGACAUUAUAUGCAUGGAUGUGGACAAGCUGAGAAGGUUUCUUUUGUGGGGAAUCUCUACAGCCUUGAAGAGUGACCUUAAAAAGAGAUCCAAGCCAAGUGAGUCUCAUCAAGAUACUAUGACACUCACUGAAGAACCACAAGCGGAGACUAUGGUAGCAAAGUUUUUACGCUGGCUGUUGGCUUCGGUGAUUCUUGGGAAGCUUUAUUCUAAAGCUAAUGAUUUGGACCCGACAGUCUUAAGUAAAACAAAGCCAGAAACUUUGCUGACAUUGUUAGAAUGCUUCAAGACAAGGAAUCUCGAAGGGAGCGAGACAAAGUCAGAGCACAUAAUAGGGGAAGUAAUCGUACACCUCCAACAGCUUCUGAGUACAAACUACAGUGUUCUUCCAUCUGUUGUAUGUGCACUUUCUCUCAUGGUUCUUCGUAAUGGCCUUGGGAUUGCAGGUUCAGAGUCCAAUGGCGAUCACAGGCUCAUCAAAUCUCUGUGUUCUAGAAUAAGUAGUCCUCCUGAGGCUACUCCAAUCUGGAGAUGGUCAUAUUAUCAGGCGUGGAAGGAUCUUACAUCGGAGUCGGCCACGAAUCUUGAAAAGAUCGAUGAACUCCAUGCAUGCCAAUAUCUUUUGCGUAUAUUAUCUGAUAUGCUUGGAGUAAAGACAGGGGAAUCUCAACAGGUGCUGCUGCUUCAUCAAAGUUUUGACAUGUCGAGUGUAUUUGAAUGGGAAAGAGGUUUAGUUGAGACCUAG
Thlaspi arvense is the source of this 7713-nucleotide messenger RNA. The record is from the annotation of a GenBank genome assembly. NCBI's taxonomy places the organism in Eukaryota, Viridiplantae, Streptophyta, Magnoliopsida, Brassicales, Brassicaceae.